This is a messenger RNA of Aspergillus mulundensis, 1320 nucleotides long. Its product is annotated as putative ubiquitin conjugating enzyme E2. The coding region runs from base 1 to 1320 and encodes 439 amino acids. The transcript is spliced from 3 exons. The record is from RefSeq and is a predicted model, not a curated record. NCBI's taxonomy places the organism in Eukaryota, Fungi, Ascomycota, Eurotiomycetes, Eurotiales, Aspergillaceae.
AUGCCAUCGAAACUGCGCCGCCUCGCAGCAGAUCAUGCAGCGCUGCAUGAAGAGCUCCCUCCAAACUACCUCUUUCCCCCUGAAGACGCGCAGUCGGACGACAUCACACAGCUCACGAUCCUGUUGGCCGGCCCGCAGGGCACACCAUACUCUCAAGGCCUGUGGCGAUUACACCUGAAGCUACCGGAAGACUACCCUAAGAGUCCACCGAAAGCUACGUUCAGGACGCGGAUAUGGCAUCCAAACGUGGAGGAGUUGACGGGCGCAGUAUGCGUGGAUACACUGAAGAGGGAUUGGAAGUCGACGUUGACGCUGAAGGAUGUUUUGGUUACGAUUUCAUGCCUGCUCAUCUAUCCGAACCCUGACUCGGCGCUGAACUCGACGGCUGGUGCUUUGCUUCAGGAGAAUUACGAUGCCUUUGCCCGACAAGCCAAGCUGAUGACAUCAAUACACGCCCCUGUACCGGAUGAUGCGCGGAACGAAGUAAUGGAGGCAAAGAUGCGAGGGGAGGAUUCAGGAACAACAGUCCCGGAACAACAGGAAGAGACGUCAAGCAGCCUACGCUCCCGAAAGGGAACAAGAGUACAAACCGUUACAAUGAAGAAGAAAUCUGCCCGAGUAGCUCAGCCCCGGGAUUCGGAGAACACCCGGCCACGCCACGAAACACCAGACCAACACUACGAUUUUCUUUCCGACGACGAAAACGAGAACCCUGCCUGCGCCUCCAAAGAAAACGACCCAGCCCUCUCCCCAUCACCCGUUAAACUUGCCCCACCGCUGAGCCCCAGGAAAAACGCCCACGGGAAACGCCCGCUCUCUGUGCUCACAGCAUCAGCUAUGGACAUAGACCUGGAGCCGGAAGAAAUGGACACAUCCGACGGCAUGAUGACCGCGUCGGAGCGCAACAUCGCAGCAAACUCGACACCUGCUCGUGAUCUUCAGAACCGCGAUUCCUCUCCGCAGCGAAAAUCACCAAAACUUUCCCUUCACAACCGGGGCGUUAAUCCCAGGCAGCUACGCGAAGACAGCCUAGGAAUCGGUUUCGACUUACAAAUUUACGAAGAUGCCCCGGAAGUGUUGAACCUACGUCCUUCUAUACAUAAUUCAUCAUCAUCUUCUUUUCAAACUCCUCUCAAGGAUCUCGACCUCGACCUCGAUCUCGAACCCCCAGUCACCCAUCCCCUUGCUACUCUUUCCUCUACAUCCUCCUCAUCCUCUUCAAACCCGACACUCCUGAAAAAGCCCGCCUCCGGCAUCCGCAAAGUUUCCGGGCUAGGACCUAAGAAGGCAAAGCCACGCAUUGGUAUUCGUCGGCUUUGA